Entelurus aequoreus (snake pipefish) is the source of this 7079-nucleotide messenger RNA. RefSeq names its product rotatin (gene rttn). Gene Ontology annotation, biological process: ciliary basal body organization; centriole-centriole cohesion; centriole replication. The coding region runs from base 189 to 6920 and encodes 2243 amino acids. Gene Ontology annotation, cellular component: centrosome; centriole; ciliary basal body. The transcript has 49 exons. The record is from RefSeq and is a predicted model, not a curated record. Lineage: Eukaryota; Metazoa; Chordata; Actinopteri; Syngnathiformes; Syngnathidae.
GAACGCACCCUGGUCCUAUCCAGGAAGUGGAGUGACGCUGGCGCGGAUGUUGAAAACAAGCCCGCGUAGACUGUAUUUAUACUGCGACACAAACCGACAACGGACCAAUAAACAAACUUACCUCCACCAAUUCUGGGCUUAGAUACAACAUUUGUGUUAAAUAAUUAGAGACGCAGCAUCCAUGGGAAAUGGAAUUAUCUGGAAUUAUCAAAAAAAUAGCCCACUCUUUAGUGGAGAUAAGAGUUCGUGCAUUGAAGAGCAUUAUGUGCAAGCUGAAGCACUCCCUGAUUACCAUCUCUGACAUCGUUCAAGAGAGGAUGCUGUUCGUGCAUCUUUUGGAAUGGUUCAAUUUCCCAGAGGUGCCCAUGCAGGAAGAAGUCCUGGAGUUACUUUUGACUUUAUCCAAGCAUCCAAGUGCAGCACAGAUGCUGAGAGAUGUCCAAGCAGAGGGUUUCCUCACCCAGCUGUCUCCUAAUGUGGAGCCGAGACUACGAGCUGUCAUCAACGCAACCCUGGAUCAGCUGUUCCAGCUACCUGAGCUAAUCACCACACAUGCUGCGCCACCAGUAUCCACAGAAUUACCAUCUGAUGGUCAUGAUCUCACUCGAGGGUAUUUCCAGAAGAAUACGCAGAACCAUGGGGAUUUACCGCCUCUGAAGAUUGCAGUGCACGAUGCUGUGCAGUGCUUAAAGUUUUCUGUGUUUCCGUGGCUGACUUUGACAAACACAGACAGACACAUCCUGUCCUCCAACGAGAUUUCUCUAAGGAGCAGCAACCCCAGCUUGGUGCGGAGCACGUGCGAGAUACUGUGUGACGUCAUUAUGCAGGACUUCCCUGCUGAGAUCUUCCUGCAGAGGCCUAACAUUGCAAAGACGCUUCUGUCCCUGCUGAGGCUGGGGUCGGGUAAAGGUGAGGCAAGUUACCUCCACUUGCAGGCGCUCUCCUGCCUGAGGCAGCUUUGCGUGGGGCUGAGGCAAAGGCUGCGCUUUCAUCAGGAUCCCAGCUUCCGCUCAGCGAAGCAGGGCGGCGCCGCUUAUCCAGUGUCACAGAACUCCUCCUACUCCCAGGAAGUACAGGGAACCCAGCGUUCUCAGGGUUCUUCUCCAACCGCAGAGUGCUCUCCUCGGCCAUCUGUAGUCGGCGGAACAGGCCAGAGAGUCAGCGGGGAUGGCCAAGAUGGAGAUGCAUUUUCCAACAGUGGCAGCUCACACAGAAGUGCAGCAGCAGUCCAAGCAGCCAGACAGACACCUCUGUCUCCGGCAGACGCGGCUCUUCCAGACCUGGAUGUGGAGGAUCCCCCGGAAAUGCGGUUGCAGCAGCUCACGUUAGCUCAGUUUACUGUCGCCACCCUAGAGCACGCCAUACCGCUGCUUAAGACAGAGGGUUCGCAUGUGUUCUGUCGUGUUCUGGAGCUGCUGUUCGACGCCGUCCUCCUGCUCGGGGACAGUGUUUGUGAACUGGUCUGGGACGAUUGCAGCCUGGUGGGGAUGGAGCUGAAGGAGAAGCUGCAAGCAAGCAUGGACUUGCUAGCGGAUGUACUCAACUACCACCAGGACGACGUCAGUGAUUAUUUAGUUUACCACAGAGUGGCAUACACAAGCUUGGCUGUAUUCACCAUUAAACUCCUACAGACCAUACUCCCUCCUGAAAAGGCUGGUAGCAAUCUCCCCAAGAAUGCAGCAACAGCUAUUUUUCACCUUUGCCUGGACAAGUCGUUUGCAAUGGCAUUACCCAGUGUACAAGAGACCGCAGUGGCCUACCUGGAGCAGGUAAACUCCGACAGCCACGAGGUCUAUGGGAGGAUGACCCGUGCUGCUCUCUCGAUGGAAUCCACAUGUAGCUUCCUCAAGGAGGCCCGGGCUGAGGAAGAGAAGAAUUGGCUGGAACUGCUGGAGCUGGCGGACCAGGCAAUAGAUGGCUUACCAUUUCAUGAACACUUACCCGUUGUCAAGGAAUAUGUUCAUGUCUGCUCCUACUUGUGGACGUCUGAUCAGCCUAGUCCUGUCCUCCAGACUGAGAGUCAGAAACUGCUCCUCAAGCUGCUGUCGCAUCCUUUGCUGCCUGUCAAGAUGGAGACCUACACAUGUGCAUUAAAUGUGGUCAAGGAUUGCCUCGGCAUCCAGAAUGUGUUGCUGCAAGAAUCCGGAGCCAGCGGCAGAAUUAACUUCCUCCUACACCACAGGGUGCUCUAUGAAAUAAGCGCCUUUGGCCUCCAGGAUUCUGCAGAGAAGGUGAAUGUUGCUGCCAAGGAUAUCCUGCUAUUUCUGCUCAAGGGACGAUUGAUGAUGACGCCGUCAACCUGGGACAGAUUCAGUGCGGCACUUUCCCGGGUCAUCACCAUAUUACAGGGUUAUGCGAGCACCGAGGAGUCACUGGGAAGCGUUGUCCUGCUGCUAAGUGACACGACGGAGGUGGCGAGAAAUGACAUGUUUCCAAGCACAGCCAAGUUAAAAGCAUCUCUCAGGCUUCUUUUCACUAGACAGCACACGGUGAGAACAGCAGCUGUGCGACAUAUCCUGCCUCACUUAAGUGGAGCUGGCGACACCAACUGCGCCAGACCACAGCUGGAGCCGCCAGUGACCUCCUCGCUUCCAAGUCUCUACUGCCUCAGACACCCUGUGGAGGUGUCACUAGACACCAGCAGCAAGUCGCUACUGAAGGUGGAGUCGGUGGAGAAGCUCUUCUGUUUACUGUCCUCAGACACUGUUGACAUGCCGCUGAGAAGAUCUUCUGCCGAGCAACUGUCUGUGGUUCUGCAAGACACAACAAUGCAUCCAUUUCUGAAGAAUUUCGGAAUAACAGACAAAGCCAUUUCUUUCCUUAUCGGUAGCGUCAACGGCAACAAGAGCUUGGAUUGCAUGCUGGAGCCGUGUUUGUGUAUCCUGAGGAAGCUAGUGUAUGCUGAUCCGUCUCUGAGGAACGCCCUCGCGCAGCGCAACAUCCUGCUCAUCACUCUGCUUCGAGCAUCCUUAAUCCUGAAGGCCAACAAUAACAACGUGAAUGAGGCGGCCGUCCUGAUGAGUUUGUUGCUCUUUGAUGAAAUAAGUUGCAUGGAAAUAUGGUCGGACAAAUCCAAGAGGGAUGGCUGUCCUCCAACUUUCUCACUCCCGCUAUCAGUAAUUCGCAGGUACAACAUCCCAUUCCAGGCGGCGAGUCACCAUGCAGUCAGCCCAUACUGCUGCGUCCUCGCACCGUCCUGUGAUCUGCUGACCCUGGGCCCCACUCGCCAAGCUCUGCAGGUGGCUUGGAACAUUGCAUGGCACUGCGGGAUCGACAACCUGCUUGAGAAGCCACAUGACUCUGUCAACAAUCCUGAAUUCCAUGCUGACCUGAAGCUGUCGGAAACCCAGGUUGCAUCACUGCGAGCGACCCACCUUCCCAGCGCCCUGCAUGAUUGCGUCCAGGCUGUGCUGACGGCGGCGGGGCACAGUUCGGUGAUCUCCGCCCUCUCCAGGCUCAACCUCUACUUAAUGAUUGAAAUGUUGGCCCUUCCCCACACGCCUACCUACAGAUGCAGAGAAACGCUACAAUCGCUCAGCUGGCAGGCUGCUGUGACCAGGUUUCUCCAGGUGCAUCCUGCCUCGGUGGAGGAUGAGAGGCUGCUGGCGUACGUCGUUGCAUUUUUGAACGCCUACUUCAAACACACACGCGCAUCUGACCCCGAGGACAAGGACCUGCGCUGGAUACUGCAGCUGCUUCUCAACGAGGAAACCAUGUCCCUCCUUAAUAUGCUGCCUGGUGUGGAGACUGCACAUACAGGGCAGAACCCAGUGGAGUCUGAGGAAGUAAAGAAUCACGUUAGCCAGAAACUGCAGAAGGAGCUCUCCUGCUUUUUUAAAAACAUGCUCAAUCACUUGACACACACACCUGACAGGCUAUGCUUGGCAUUAGCAGGCCCCUUCAAGAGCCAGCUGGCAUUGCGCUUGCUUCAGAGCCUGCGGGUGUCUGAUGCCCCGUGUUUCUACGGCCUUCCCAGCCUGGGGAGGACUCUGCAGGGCAUGAUCAGCCUGACAGCCCAACCUGGUUGGAGUUUGCACUGCCCUGACCUAUUGCCCACCUCCAUCUGCACCAAGUAUCUCAGCGGCCUGUUAGAGGUGAUCUCAUCAUUUUAUGUGCAGUGGGGAGGCAACUCCAUGUCCUUCAUGGGGAAAGGUGUGACAAAGAAUGCCGUAAUAUGUUUGCUUCACUUGUCUCAUGAGAUGAUGGCUGAGAGUAAGGAAAAGGACAUCAUUUCCUUGUGGUCUUUGGGGAACGACGGCACUGUGGAGGAAGGAAACGCCUCUCAGCUGAGCUUGUCCUGGCUUAUCCCGCUCUGGGUGGACAGGGAUCAAGAGGUGAGGUUUGCCAGUUUGGGUUUAGGCGCCACGCUGUCAUCCGUGGCGAGUGGGUUCCAGGCUCUGUGCACCAGCUGCCAGAACAUCAGCGGAGGCCUGUGGGGCACGUUGCUCAACAUCCUGCUCGAUCAGCACGAGUGCAGCAUGGUCCGAAGAGAGGCUGCGUUUGUCCUGCAGAACCUGCUGGUCAUGCCCAUGCCUGCCAAUGCAGAGGAGGCCAAGGACUCCCACUGGCAGCACCCUUGUGUCCAUGACGAGGUGUCUGGUGUGUCGGUGUUUGGUCUUCCUGCUCUCCAGGCCCUGCUUUACCACUGUCAGUAUUUCCAGCACAUGGCCGUAUCCGCCUCCGCUUGUUAUAGAGGCAGGUACGCCUUUCACCUUCAACGACCUGGUGGCGGUGCUGACAGUCGACUUGGGCCUCAGGAGAGUACUUCAGUUGUUUCAGAGAAUUCCCUGCACUUUUGGAGAAGCGCCACAACAGCAGCAGCAGCACCGCUGACUGCCAACUCCAGCAGACCGUCCAGCUCCUUGUCCACGUCAAGCACCUUGAUAAGAGGUUCUGGGUCUCAGACGUCCAGGGCUGCAUCAUCUAUGAGCUUUACAGGCGAUGCUCCUGCUAACAGGCUAAUGGCGCAAGGCCAGAGCAACACGGAUACCAGCGACUCCGUUGCAACGCUAGUUUCCAAACAAGGCCAGCCUUCGACCACGCAGCCCGUAGCCAUGGUCACCCCUGAUCUCCUGGUGGCCCACUGCGGCCUGCUGAUGAACCUGCUUGCCAUUCUGCCAGAUUUUACCCUGACAGCCAUUCGACAGAACCAGCUACUGCAAGCACUGGCGAGCUUGGUGGCAAUUGGGCCCAUUGAGAAAUGUCUCAGUGAACUAAGGGUACCCAACAUCCUUCCUGGAGAGAGAGAGGACAUAAAGAGUCAGCUUGUCACACUUCUUCAGUUCCAGUCCAGCUUCUCCAUGCUGAUGCAGUCAUGUGUUUCACUGAGCCCAGAGCUGAUUGGCCAAAUGGACUUCCUGAAACAAUUAUUGACCACCCUUGUGUCAGCUCUCACACUGGACACAACAGGAUUAGAUGCAGGUAUACGCGACACUAUCUUCGCAAGCUGGGGGGACGUGUUUACGCUCGUGGCUACUCUGGUGAGGAGGGACAGUUCUGCAUCUUACCCAUCUGUCUCUGCUGCGCUGGGGAGACACUGGCGGAUGUUCACAGGAACUAUUAUGUUGUGUGUGCAUGAAAAGUUUGUGGAUCCUCUCCUGCAAAAAGUGGCUUUGCACUUUCUAUCCACCAUUUUCGCAGAGGAGACAAAAAUGCGAGAACAACAGGUCACAAAGUUAAACUCGGGCUGCGCCGUUUUAGCUGACGUGCUGAGUGGUCCGUCUGCCAGCCAGCUUUGUGAAAUGCUGAUGCAGAGUUUUGAAAGGCGAAAUCUUCAGGAUCCACUUAAAAAGUUGACAGCCAUCGCACUUAUGACUCUACUAGCUAGCAGCGCUGCAGCACAGAACCAUGCUGCUAAAGCAGGUCUAAUUGACAGUUGCAUGGAGCAAAUGAAGCAGAUUCACAAUCAGCUGCACCUAGAGUCAGUCCGACCUGGCAAGCCUUCCCACCGCAAAAAGGAAGAAGGCCCUUUACAGGAGCUGAAGCUGAUGGUGGAGAUCCUGCGAAGUGCUUUGUACCACAAUCGCGAAUGCAAAGAGGUGGCCAGAGAUACACGCCUGACGCCGGUGCUUCACAGCCUUUGGCCCUGGCUCGUAUUGGAUGAUGCCAUCAUGGAGGUGGCGCUGGAGCUCCUCUGUGUCUACACGGCCGACUUCCCUGCAGCAUGCAGUUCUGUGUGUGGUAGCGGGCCAGGUGUCGCACCAGGACAGAAAGGGACUUCUGGUGGCUCCCUGAUGCACUACGUCAUAAGCUUGGCCUCGGGAGUCGCCGCUGACCACAACCCCAUCCAGAAGCUCUCCUUCUCCCUGCUGGCUAACUUGGUCAUGUCCCGUGACUGCCGUGGCGUCUUGCAGAAGAAAAACUUCCUCCAAGCCUUCACGUCAGUACCGCUGCCUAAAGUUGGCGGUGCCAAGGCAGCAGUUGGAGGCGGUGGCCCAGGCAGCCUAAUGAGUCUGUGGCUCAGGCUGCUGGUCAGUCUGUCGUUUUCAGAGGACGGCCAGCAGGGCAUCCUCCGGACCACCGGAGCUCUGGAGGUGCUGGUCGAACUGGCGCCUCAUCGACGCCACGCUCUGCUGGCCCUGCACAACCUUUGCUUCUGUCCCGCCAACAAACCUCACAUCAUCGCCAGUGACAAAGCUCUGACAGUCUUGUACUGCUGCCUGGAAAAUAAAGAGAUGGAGAUGCGCUGCAUGGGUGCGUCUGCACUUUGGGCGUUGCUCCAUAACAACCAACGGGCCAAGACUUCCUUGAAGUGUCCAUCUGUUCGAUUGCGGAUCGAGGAAGCACACCGUAUGUCCAAGAAUGAUAUGAAAGACACACCUGACUUAGGAGAAACCAGCAAAGAUCCAUUUAUCUUGGUACGUAUCUUUUUCAUUUCUGUUGCACAGUUUUUGCCUUAUCAUGUUUGCUUUGUUUGUUAGGAAGAAUCACAAUCAAUCAAACCAAUCAAUUUAAUUGGAAAAAAAAAAGUAGUUGGUUUAGCAUGCAUGCGACAUCUUCCUGCCUCAAUUGAUAAACUGCCUUUAUGUGUGUAUGCGUGUGUGUUUGUGUACACUGAGCUAGCAGUGAGCUAAUAUGAA